Andrographis paniculata is the source of this 2424-nucleotide messenger RNA. Its product is annotated as receptor-like protein 4. The transcript is spliced from 9 exons. Lineage: Eukaryota; Viridiplantae; Streptophyta; Magnoliopsida; Lamiales; Acanthaceae. Gene Ontology annotation, molecular function: protein binding. The record is from RefSeq and is a predicted model, not a curated record. The coding region runs from base 344 to 2227 and encodes 627 amino acids.
AUGCAGAACGAACUACUCACGUUAAAUCCGCUAUUGAAAAGGUUGUAAAUGAUAUCCACCCUGACCUUGUUGUGAGGUCCCGGACUUCAUGGCCGGAACGACGAAUCUCCUGGUGGCGUCGAAGGUCCCGGGACCUUCGAAGAUCUAUACUGCUUUCUUCGUCUCCUUCCCCGCGGCCCCAUUUCUUGCUGAUUCCCCCAAUCCGCUGGAAUGUACCGCAGAUUAACUACUGCGAAAAUUUUCUCGAUUUACGCACGUCAUCGUCAUCCCAUUUACUGCAGAAGUUCCUCCAUAUGCUUAAACGACGGCGUACGGUAGCGCAAAUCUCCGCCGUGGAACCGCCAUGUCCGUUCUUGCUGUCCUCGUAUUUCUCGCCCUUAUUCGUUCCUCUCUUUCUUCCAGCAGUUUCAGUUUGCACAUAGACUGCGGCGGUCACGUGAACUCCACGGACGCCUUCGGCGUCACGUGGGUGUCUGACCGGUUCUUCUCCGGCGGGUUCCCCGCCGUCGUAUCGGAGCCUCUCCGGUUCCAUCACCAGCAGGAAAAGACUCUCCGGCACUUCCCCAUCUCCGCCGGAAAGAAGAAUUGCUACUCCAUACCCGCCGGCGCCGGCCGCUACUUGCUCCGGACAUUCACCGUCUACGAUAACUUCGACGGCAAGUCACACUCCCCGUCGUUCGACGUCUCCGUCGAGGGCAGUUUAGUCUUUUCAUGGCGCUCCCCUUGGCCGCAGUCCAUCUCCACCUCCGGCGCCUACUCCGAUCUCUUCUUCCACCACGACGAUUCCACGGCGGACAUUUGCUUCUACAGCAUCGCCACCGAUUCCCCCGUCGUCGCCUCUCUCGAAUUGACACAAAUCGACAACAGUUCCUACCCGUUCGACUAUCCAAAGAAUUCCACCGAUUAUAUAUUGGUUAAUUACGCCAGAUUUUCCUCAGGGCUAGGGCACUGGGGCCCCGGAUUCACCAACGACACCGACAUCUUCUACCGAUCGUGGCAAUCCGACGCAGAUUUCCGGCUGAAAUCAUCCUCAAUCACAAACGGCGCAACAAUCAAAGCGAUUUCAGCGAUUAAGAGCAUAACCAACGCGGAUCGAAGCCCUAAUUAUUUUCCCCCAAAACUUUACGAAACCGCAAUUACCGCAAUCGGAAAAGGAGGCGCUCUGGAGUACGAAAUUCCGGUCGACGCCAAGCUCGAUUACCUCCUCUGGUUCCAUUUCGCUGAGAUUGACGUCAGUGUGACGAAGAUCGGGCAGCGUGUCUUCGACGUGAAAGUGAACGGAGAGAAAGUUCUAACACUGGACGUGUUCAAAGAGGUUGGGGGUUUCGCUGCGUACGAUUGGAGCUACGUAGUUAAGAAUUUGAGCAGCACCAUCUUAACUGUCCGGCUUGAAUCGGUGGCCGGCGCUCCGCUCAUCUGCGGCCUGGAGAAUUACGCCAUCGUUCCCGUCGAUAUCCGAACUUCACCUGAUCAAGUUGUUGCAAUGAGGGCUCUAAAGGAGUCUCUCCGGGUACCCGAUAGAAUGGGUUGGAACGGCGAUCCUUGUGCCCCGACUGUUUGGGAUGCAUGGGAAGGUGUUACGUGUCAUCCAACAAAGGAUGAGACUGCACUCGUCGUGUCUCAAAUCGAUCUCGGGAGCCAAGGCCUGAAGGGUUAUAUAAGCGAUCAAAUUGGCCUCUUGACAAACUUGGUAAGCCUUAACUUGAGUUCGAAUUCUUUAGGAGCUAAUAUACCAUCGGGAUUGAGUCAAAAGUCGCUCGUGAAGCUGGACUUAUCGAAGAACAAGUUAACCGGGUCCAUACCCGACACUCUAACCUCAUCUUCUUUACAGCUCGCAUUAUUGAACGACAAUUUGUUGGAAGGCCAAGUCCCGGAGGGUCUUUUCUCCAUUGGAGUUCACGGUGGAGCUAUAGACCUGUCUGGUAAUAAAGGACUCUGCGGGGGUCCAUCUUUGCCCGAUUGUCCACUGUUUUGGGUGAAAAAUGGAUUAUCUCGGGGGGCCAAAGUCGCGAUUGUUGUAUCGUGUAUGAUACUGUUGUCGCUGCUCGUGCUCGGGAUAUACUAUUGCUGCAUUAGGAAGCACCACGACUACGAUUUCGGGCUCCCACCUGAGUUAACAUCUCUGGCGUCGAAUCGAAACCGAUAUCAAAGGCAGAAAUCGCUUAUGGCCCUGGAAAUGGAAAGCCAACAUGCGAAAGGGCUGAUACCAAAUUACAGUACAGAUUGAUCAGAUCAUUUUGUAAAUUCAAAAUUAUUUUUUUCGAUAGGUUUUUGGAUCUCAUUCAUAAAAUUAAGCAAAUAUUUUAGGUAUUUAUAGAUGUAACUUGUUCUGUACAAUGAAUGUUGUGUUUGUAAGAUAAUUGCAUACGUUGUUACGUGAAUGGGUUCUGUUGUUUAUUUCAAUUUCAUUACUAGAGAUGAUUU